GCCCCGCGCUGGUCACCUGCACCUCCUCUCUCGCGAGGAUUCAGCUGCUCAUAAAGACAGGUCACACGCGCGGCCGCUCAUACUCUUCAGACGCCGUCCAUUGUCAGCAGUAUCCGGUAGUAGUAGCGGGAGGAAAGAUGGAAGACAGCAUGGACAUGGAGCACAUGGCUCCCCUCCGCCCGCAGAACUUCCUUUUCGGUUGUGAACUUAAAGCAGAGAAAAAGGAGUAUGCUUUUAAGUUGGAUGAUGAUGAAAAUGAGCACCAGUUAUCUCUGAGAACGGUUAGCUUAGGUGCUGCUGCUAAAGAUGAACUACACAUUGUUGAAGCCGAAGGAAUGAGCUAUGAAGGAAAAACAAUCAAGAUUGUUCUUGCAUCCUUGAAACCAUCUGUACAACCAACAGUAUCUCUUGGUGGAUUUGAAAUUGCACCUCCCGUAGUUUUCAGGCUUAAGUCUGGUUCUGGUCCUGUAUAUGUCAGUGGACAACAUCUUGUUGCUUUAGAAGAUUUGGGGACAUCGGAUGAGGAGGAGGAGGAAGAAGAAAAUACAGAAAGCACAAGGAAUGCAAAAAGGCCUGCUGCUUCAACAUCUAAGGUUCCUCAGAAAAAGCCUAAAUUAGAAGAGGAAGAUGACGAUGAUGACGAAGAUGAUGAAGAUGACGAAGAUGAUGACGAAGAUGAUGAGGAGUUUGAGGAUGAGGAGGAAGAAACACCAGUUAAAAAGACUUCUAAAGUCCCAAAACCAAAAUCUGCUCAGAAAUCAAACCAUAAUGGAAAAGUUUCAGAACCGUCCACACCUGCUAAACCUCCAAAAACGCCAGAACAAAAAGGGAAACAAGAGGGCAAGCAAACGCCUAAUAGGUCUCCAAAGGUCCCCUUUACACUUGAAGAAAUUAAAGCAAAAAUGCAAGCAACAAUAGAAAAGGGUUCUGUCCUUCCUAAAAUUGAAGCAAAGUUCACAAACUAUGUGAAGAAUUGUUUCAGAACAGACAACAAAAAGGUUAUUGAUGACCUCUGGAACUGGAGAAAGGCUCUGAAAGACUUAAAAUAACUUGUCUUUUUUCCCUUUGGUUGUCAGCUGGUUUAUUUUCGCAUUUUAUAUAUUUUUUUUUUUUUUAAAUAAAAAGUUGAGAACAAUUUGGUCCUAUGUAAAUUUCUAACAAUUUGCUAAGCAAUUCUGACGUUCCACCUGUUUUGUACAUUUCAGUGUUCUAUUAUGGCAUAAUAAAGAUGACCAGACAAAUGAA
This is a messenger RNA of Pseudophryne corroboree (corroboree frog), 1245 nucleotides long. RefSeq names its product nucleophosmin 1 (gene NPM1). Lineage: Eukaryota; Metazoa; Chordata; Amphibia; Anura; Myobatrachidae. Gene Ontology annotation, biological process: regulation of centrosome duplication; ribosomal large subunit biogenesis; positive regulation of transcription by RNA polymerase II. The coding region runs from base 138 to 1049 and encodes 303 amino acids. The transcript has 11 exons. Gene Ontology annotation, cellular component: centrosome; cytoplasm; nucleolus. Gene Ontology annotation, molecular function: chromatin binding; RNA binding; histone binding. The record is from RefSeq and is a predicted model, not a curated record.